UCCAUCCCCUCUCUCCCCAGCGCCAUGGAGAAGGGAGCCAGCCCCUCAACGAGCAGCUCGGUGGCCUUGGCCUCGUCCUCCACGGCCACCUUCAAGGAGGAACUGCUGUGUCCCAUCUGCUACGAGCCUUUCCGGGAAGCCGUGACGCUUUGCUGCGGCCACAACUUCUGCAAGGGCUGCGUGAGCCGUUCCUGGGAGCACCGGCACCACGUGUGCCCCGUCUGCAAGGAGGCCUCCUCCUUCGACGACCUUCGCUUGGCGUGCUUCGUCUGCCAGAGCUCCAAGCAGCACGAAGGGCACAAGAUGCGACCGGUGCAGGAGGCGGCGGCGGAUUUCAGGGCCAAGCUGAAGAACAUGGAGACCUCCCUGCGGGAUAAGGCGAAGGAUUUCGGGGCCGUGCAUCGCUCCUACGAGUCCAUCUCCACCCACAAGAACCGCAAGCGCAGGAUCGCCUGCACGGCCGAGGAGCCGGAGGCUGUGCCCUCAGGGAUGCUCCUCGACAUCGCCAAGUACCUGGGCUCGCUGCAGUACAACGUGUGGAAGAAGAUGCUGGACAUCAUCACCGUAGUCCCCUUCAGCUUUGACCCCAACUCCGCGGCGGGCUGGCUCUCGGUGUCCGAGGACCUCGCCAGUGUCACCAACGGGGGCUACAAGCUGCUGGUGGAGAACCCCGAGCGCUUCACCUCGGCCCCCUGCAUCCUGGGCUCCCACGGCUUCUCCACCGGCUUCCACACCUGGGAGGUGAACCUGGGUGGCAUCACGAACUGGCGGGUGGGGGUGGCCCGGCCACGCGGUGGCACCCACUGGACCUUCCACCACGAUGCUCGCUCCGGUUUCUGGUAUAUCUACCGCCUGCCCGGCAAGGACGGCGAGGCGUGCCGAGCAUCCAACACGGCACGUUCGGAGACGGUGCUGGGCGACCUGAGACGGAUCCGGGUGGAGCUGGACUGCGACGAAGGGGAGCUCUCCUUCUACGACGCUGACCGCAAGACCCACAUCUACACCUUCCACGAGAAGUUCGGCGGCACCGUCUUCCCCUAUUUCUAUGUGGGGGGCACGCCGAUGGGCGCGCUGCCCGAAGCUCUCCGCAUCUGUCCCCUCCGGGUCCGCAUCCACGAGGAUGUCCCCGUCUAG
This is a messenger RNA of Fulmarus glacialis (Northern fulmar), 1134 nucleotides long. RefSeq names its product tripartite motif-containing protein 35-like. The transcript has 6 exons. NCBI's taxonomy places the organism in Eukaryota, Metazoa, Chordata, Aves, Procellariiformes, Procellariidae. The annotation marks the transcript as partial. The record is from RefSeq and is a predicted model, not a curated record. Gene Ontology annotation, biological process: positive regulation of apoptotic process; innate immune response. Gene Ontology annotation, molecular function: protein binding.